Molecule: messenger RNA, 963 nt
Organism: Penicillium diatomitis
Lineage: Eukaryota; Fungi; Ascomycota; Eurotiomycetes; Eurotiales; Aspergillaceae
Exons: 5
Coding region: 1-963 (320 amino acids)
Biological process (GO): transmembrane transport
Molecular function (GO): transmembrane transporter activity
Source: RefSeq, a predicted model, not a curated record
AUGACAUCGGCGCCGGCGCCUCUGAACAUGGUGCCAGCACCUGCUAUGACACAGUGCGACAACAUUCAAGGCCCGGGAAUCGGCGGGAAUGGCACGGGCACGGUUGGUCAUCCAUUCGACACUGUCAAGGUUCGAUUACAAACGAGUCCUGAUGCACAUUUCAAAGGGCCGCUGGACUGCACGUUGCAAACGAUUCGAAAUGAAGGUGUCCGAGGACUAUACAAGGGUGCAUCACCUCCGCUGGUCGGAUGGAUGAUGAUGGAUUCUAUAAUGCUGGGGUCCUUGACAUUCUACAAGAGAUUGUUACUUGAAAAUGUUUUCUCGAAACCUGAACUUCGUCGAUGGAUGCCCUUUGCCAGCUAUCAGACCGAUCUUGCAACGUUGCCUUCCUUCGGUCACGGAAUCGCCGGUAUCAUGGCCGGUACGACGGUCAGUUUCAUCGCCGCCCCGGUCGAACACAUCAAGGCCCGAUUGCAAGUCCAAUAUGCGGCCGACAAGUCACAGCGCAUGUACGCAGGGCCGAUCGACUGUCUUCGCAAGCUUCUCCGAACACACGGCAUCCGAGGGGUUUAUCGCGGUCUAUUCGCAACCAUGUUCUUCCGUUCAUUCUUUUUCUUCUGGUGGGGGUCCUACGAUCUCCUUACGCGGUACAUGACAAAUCAUACGAAUAUGUCUGCGCCUCUGGUCAAUUUCUGGGCAGGUGGUAUCUCCGCACAGGUGUUUUGGCUCACGUCCUACCCAUCUGAUGUGGUCAAGCAGCGGCUCAUGACCGAUCCCAUGGGUGGAUCCCUAAAUGAUGGACAGCGACAGUUCCACCGCUGGCGAGAUGCGGCUCAAGCAGUUUGGAGAGAGCGUGGGAUGAGGGGAUACUGGCGAGGGUUUGUGCCUUGCUUUUUGAGGGCUUUUCCGGCCAACGCGAUGGCCUUGGUAGCAUUUGAAGGCGUGAUGCGGACGUUGCAUUGA